GCUGAGGAGCACUAGCAGAGAAGGGAGAAGUUCUGCAGUUAGAGCCUAAUCAACAAGUAACUCGCGCUUUAUUCCCAGAGGAAACGGUCCAGUGCUGAAAGCAGAGAAGACGGACUUAACCGGGCUCUGAGGGCAGAGGGGGAGCCGCUGGGAGAGGCCCGUCGCAGCCAGGCUGAGCUGACUUCCACCCCAGAGGAGGAGUUGCAGUGGCCGGCCUGGGCAGGUCCCAGGGCUGGCAGGGCUGGCCCUUCUGCUUCUCCACCUCCACCUCCGCUCCUUCCUCCUUUCUUACUCCUCCUCCUCCUCUGUUCUUCCUCCCAUUAUCUAAACUGCUGUGCAGUGAUAAACUUGGAGGCAGUGAACAGCACAGGAAUGCGUAGAAAAUCCCUCCACUUGAACUUUUCUGUCUCCUGCAAGGGGAAACUCCGGAGGUUGAUCCUCCCAUAAGAGGACUCGUGCUGCAGUGCAGUCUCUCGUUUUUGUGCUCUCACUGGUUGAGUGUACUAAAGGACCGAGGGGAGUCUUAGACACCGUUUUUGCUUUUGUGAACCGGAACGCUGGCUUCGUUUUCAGUAGCACGGUGCAAAGACCAGCUGCACUCACCCAGGAUGAGCCGCUGGUUGAAAUGCACCUCCAUGCACUUUAACACGGACUGGAACAAGUACGAUGACCGGCUGAUGAGAGCAGUGGAGCGUAACGAAGUGGACAAGGUGACUGCUGUUCUCAGCAAGAAGGGCAUCAUCCCCACCAAGCUGGACGUGGAGGGACGCUCUGCGUUUCACUUGGCGGCGACGCGAGGCCACCUCGACUGUCUGGGUCUGAUCCUGGGACACAGUGUGGAUGUCACAGCGGCUGAUGCCACUGGUAAAAACGUUCUUCACCUGGCGUCGAGAAACGGACAUUCUCAGUGUGUGCAGAAACUUUUGCAGCACAACUGUCCGGUUGGAAACGUGGACCUACAGGGACGCACUGCUCUGCAUGAUGCUGUGAUGGCAGGCUGCUCCUCCAGCGUGAAACUGCUCUGUGACAGUGGGGCCUCUGUGAAUGCAGCCGACUUUGACGGCAGGACUCCCCUGAUGCUGGCAACCCAGAUGUGUCAUCCUCACAUCUGCCAGCUGCUCCUGGAGCGAGGGGCCGACAUCUCCAUCCGGGACAAACUAAACAAGUCGGCGCUGAUCUUGGGCUGUGAGUUCAGCUGUAAAGAUGCCGUGGAGGUUUUGCUGAAAAGCAGCGCUGAUGUGAAAGUGGUGGACAGUUUGGGUCAUGAUGCAUUUCACUACGCUCGCCUCAGCAAGAACCAGGAGCUGGUAGCAAUGGUCAAAAGUUACCUGGACAAAGCCAACAGAGAAAAAGAGGCUGCAAGGAUCGAGCAGUGGAAGCGGCAGCAUUCAGUGGAGCUAGAGGCAGCUGAGGCCAACAGAAAAGAGCAGCUCAUUCAUGACCUGGAGAGGCAGAAUGAAACCUUGCAGGAAAAUCUGAGGAAGUACCACCAGGACCAGAGAGCCCUGUUAGACAAGGUCAAUGUGCUUCAGCAGCAACUCUCACAGGAAAAAACAGCUGCGCAAGACUCUCAGAAAGAGAAGGAUCAGCUGAAGGCCCUGCUCACCUCAAAGGAGAGAGAGGAAGGAACACGAGGGCCGGAGACCGUCAAGGUCCAGCUCCGCAGCACUUUGGGCGACUACUCUGGGCAGAGUGUGAUCAAAGGUAAAGAAAGCAUCUUGGUGAAACAAGCUCACAGCCUGGACUGUGAUCAGAUGCUCCAGAAUCCUGCUCUGUCCCGUUCACUGUCCAGACCCCUGGACAAGAGUCCAGCUACACGCUGGGAUGUGUCUGGUGAAUUGGAAGCACUCAGACACGAGCUUGAGGCAGUGAAGAGACAACAGCAGUCAGGAGAGGAGGAAAUUGCACGUCUUCAGUCCGCUUUGAACCGCAAAAGCCGAGAGUGUCAGGAACUGGUUCAGAGUCGAGACGCCAUCCAAAAGCAGGCGGACCAGCAGGUUCAGGAACUGGAAGAUGCCUUGGGGGACGUCCAGAAGAGAAUGCUGGACUCUGAAUGUAAGGUGAAGCAGCUACAAGCCCAUGUAGUUGCAGUAAAAGAACACUUAGGAGGUCAAGCCACAGAAGAACUCCGUGCCCAGCUCCAGGACGUCAAGGCCAAGUAUGAGGGCGCCUCGAACGAAGUGGGCCGCGUUAGAAACCGCCUCAAACAGAGCGAGAAGGCCUUGGAGGAGUACAAGUCCAGCGAAAGCCAGCUGGCGUCUGAGACAGAGAGGCUGAACCAGGAGCUGGGAGCUGUGACUGCAGAACGAGAUGAACUUGCAGAAACUCUCGUAGAAAUGGACAAUCGGCUGAAGGAGCUCCAGGCUAAACAUAGCGACAAGGUACCAGCUGAAAAGUUUGACAACAUGAAAAACCUGCUGACCAACGCAGUGGACGAGAAGGAGCGUCAGCUCGCGGAGCUCAGAGACGAUUACGAUCGUGUGCUGGAGGAGGUGGCAGAGCUCCACCAGAGGCUGGAUGGCCCGUCAGGAGCAACGGCGGCUGAAGAGCAGCACAGAAUACAGGCAGCUCUGGAGGAGCAGAAUGCCUCGCUGAAAAGGAAACUGAUGGAUGUCACCACCAAAAGCCAGGCGCUUAUCAACGAGGUCAGGGAGAGUGAGGAGGAAAGAGAUGCACUACGAGACCAGCUGGACAAGCUCAAAAGCAGCGUGGAGACAGACUUCAUGCCCAGAAAGGACCACGAGGAAACACGGAGGAACAUGGUCAUUGCAGUAGAGGAGCUGGAGGACAAACUGGUGGAAGCCAGCGAACGUUACGGAAAAGCAGAGGCACAAGUUCAGCAGCUUCAAAUGGAGAGAGCCACGAUGCAGCAGACGAUCAGCAGCCUCACUGCUGCCACUGAAGGACACAAGAGGGAAAUGGAGGCAAUGAUGUCUCAGAACACUCAUAUGACCAGUACACUGGAGCUGCUGCAGAGGAAAUGUGAAGACAGAGAGAGAGAGUUUGCACAGCUGAGCGCACAAAGCCAGACUCUGAAACAGAGCUUGGAUGCAGAGUACGUUCCCAGAAAGCAGCAUGAGCAAGUGAAGCUGGAGCUGAGUUCCGCCUUAGAGACGCUCCAAGCCGAGAUGCUGAAGAUGGAGAAGAAGGAGAAGCAAAGUGGGGAGGAAGUGAAGAAUGUGAAAGAAGGAAAUGAGAAGUUGAAAAAAGAGUUGGAAAAUGUGCUGUUGGAGAUGAAGAGAGAUUACAUGAGCAUAAAAGACCAUGAAGCUGUUAGAGACAAAUGUAAUGCUGCUGUUCUAGAGGCACAGAACAGAGCAAAGGAGGAGUCGACCAAGUAUCAGCUGGCGCAGGAGGAAACCGUGAAGCUAACGCAGGAACUGGAAGCUCAGCGGAAAGAGCUGGACACUAUCCAGGAGGCCAUUCAGUCCAGGUUCAUCCCUCUGACGGCAGCGAAGCAGAAAGAACAAGCCCACACUGAGCAGGUGAAGGAGCUGACGGCCAAGCUCCUGGACAUGGAGGACAAGUAUAACACAGAACGCUCCGUCGCUGAAGGCAGCAAACUGGAGCGAGACCAGUUAAAGCGCAACCUCGAGUCCCUUCAGCAAAGACUGGACACCACGGGCGAAAAGCACCACGAAGUGAAGGAAGAGUUCGAGGCACUGGGCCAAAGGUUGGCGGAGGUUACGCUGCAGAAGGUCCAGCUUCAGGAGCAGAACGCCCUCUCCUGCAACCAGCUCCAAAGCCUCCAGGAGCGUCUGAAGUCGGAGCUGACGCGCAUCGCCACGUACGACGCCGAGCUUCAGGCCCUGCAUGACGCCCUGCAGCAGGCGCAGGCCGACUGCAAGAAGGCCAGGGAGGCGCAGCAGGAGGAGGCCCAGAGAGGCGCCGCCCUGCACAAGGAGCUCCAGCUCCAGCGCCAGCAGCAGCUCCACACGGAGGAGGCCCUGGAGGCCGAGCUGGCCCGGCUCCACAUGCAGCUGCGGCGGGAGGAGGAGAGCAGCGCGCAGAGGGCCGAAGACGUGUCGGCCCUGCACUCUGAGCUCCUCCAGGCCACGCAGGCCCUCCAGGACACCCGCUACAACCAAGACCAAAUGAACCAGCUGACCAAGGACAAGCAGCAGCUGCAGGAGGCGGCCGCCAGCCUGAGCAGCCAGCUGCUGAGCCUAACGGACGCGUGCCAAGCGGCGCAGCAGCAGGCGGCGCAGGCCAGGGACGGCGAGAGGAGGGCCCGGGGGGAGGUGGAGGCGGCGCAGGAGAAGGGCCGCGGCAUCGAGAGGGAGGUCCGAGAGCUGAAGGAGCGAUACGAGCAGUCGCUCAGCACCAUCUGUGACCUCCAGAGGAGGAUUCAGACGUCAGCGCAGCAAACCGAGGCCAAAGACAAGAAGAUCACAGAGCUGCUGACGGACGUGGAGCGGCUGAAGCAGGCUCUGAACGGCCUGUCCCAGCUGGCGUACACCAGCAACACGCCCAACAAGCGGCAGACGCAGCAGAUGGAGGCGCUGCAGGCCCAGAUCAGGAGCCUGCAGCAGCAGCUGGCUGAUGCUGAGAGGCAGCACCGAGAGGUGGUGUCAAUCUAUCGAACCCACCUCCUCAGCGCCGCUCAGGGUCACAUGGAUGAAGACGUUCAAGCGGCCCUGCUACAAAUCAUCCGCAUGAGACAGGAGUUUGUGUGCUAGCUUCCUGGGAGCCUCUGGGCCUCAUGUCUUAGGUUGUUGGGCUGUAGGUUCAAAGGUCACGCGUGGAUGUCAAUAAAGACACAAUCUGUUUCAUAUCUGUGCAGGAGAAAUAGGAGUUUCAGACAUGAAUGGUACAAUUUUAGUAAAACAGCGUGGUCUCAGUCAUGGCCUCGUACGUGUUGGUGCCUUGUGUCCUCAUCCGGUCGUUGCUCGUGUCCGGUGCCUCAGAGCUCAUAGCUGAGUUGGUCCCUUGGAGUCUGGUGUGUUGCUGUGUCUCAGUUUGCAGUUUGUUGACACCACAGCGUCCUCUAGUGGUGGAACUUGGCAGGCCAAGUCCACAGAGUCCAGUAAGAAGAGAGGCCCAGGGCUCGGCCUUUGACCCCUGAGCUUCUCUUUGUUGAGCGAGUCUCCUGUGCCUUCACUGAUGUGUUUAAUAGCUUUCUACUUGUUUAACUACUUUACUGCAGUGUGACUGUUUAUUAGAACGACUCCCACAGUUCCAUGCAGCAGCUGAGGUGACGAGUUUUAGUUUUUAUACUUUGGUUUCAAACAGGCUGGACAGUGCUUGGCAACACUAAUCCUCUUCUCACCACCUUCUCUCUGAAAAUGUACUAAAGUGAAUCUGUAUUUACACUGUGUACACUGUUUAGACUGGUUGAUAUUUGUGUUGGUGAGUCUCUAAUAUAAAACCAAUAAAAGUGUAUAACAUAGAAAAA
Molecule: messenger RNA, 5395 nt
Organism: Betta splendens (Siamese fighting fish)
Lineage: Eukaryota; Metazoa; Chordata; Actinopteri; Anabantiformes; Osphronemidae
Gene: uacab
Product: uveal autoantigen with coiled-coil domains and ankyrin repeats b
Exons: 19
Coding region: 609-4679 (1356 amino acids)
Molecular function (GO): actin binding
Source: RefSeq, a predicted model, not a curated record